AUGGAGAUUUGUGGGCAUGAAAUCUUAAUCUUCCCAGAGCUGAGGGUUCAGUACCGGUCACGAGUGGGAGAACAGUAUCGCAGCUUUCAGCAGAUGAUGGAGGGGCUUGCGCGCGAUGUGAGCGCAGAAGAGUCCAAGCGGAGAGCAAAGCAAAGGGCACGAGAAGAGGAGGGCGACUUCUACCUCUCAGACGCAGAGGCCUAUUUUGAGAAUGUCAACCUCCACGCCAAAGUGAAAGGAAGCACAGCCACCGGGCUUCUGGAUCUACCACCUGAAAUACUCACAAUUAUCGCGGAAUUUGCUGCUGGACAUCCUGGUAUCCUCAACCGCAGAUGCAUGAAGGACUUGCGCUUGACACACCCUUUGCUGAGCCAUCUCGGCUUCUUGAAGUCCAAGCUUUUUGCAACAAUCACCCUCACACCUGAACCAGGCCAGCUCUGGGCUAUUACCAAAUACGCUGCUAAUCUCGCACCAGCGCCCUCGUCUGGCAGAACAUAG
Pseudocercospora fijiensis CIRAD86 is the source of this 498-nucleotide messenger RNA. RefSeq lists its product as uncharacterized. The record is from RefSeq and is a predicted model, not a curated record. The coding region runs from base 1 to 498 and encodes 165 amino acids. The transcript has 2 exons. Lineage: Eukaryota; Fungi; Ascomycota; Dothideomycetes; Mycosphaerellales; Mycosphaerellaceae.